Drosophila busckii is the source of this 828-nucleotide messenger RNA. RefSeq lists its product as uncharacterized. The record is from RefSeq and is a predicted model, not a curated record. Bases 47 to 745 code for a protein of 232 amino acids. The transcript is spliced from 3 exons. Lineage: Eukaryota; Metazoa; Arthropoda; Insecta; Diptera; Drosophilidae.
UAGAUUUAUUCCGGAAAUUAAAAAGAGUCUAGAAGACUGUAAUGUAAUGCAAUUUAGCCCUACUUCUGUCAGAUUUCUUUCCGAUUCUGCACCCGCUGUUGAUGUCACAUAUCCGCAAGGAGAAAAGCCAAUAAGGCACUUCUCCUAUCCUGGCCCAAAUUUUAUAUUCAGUAAGAAAGAACACUUGCUAGAUAAUCAUUUGAGUAUAGCUGGUCACAGAGAAUGCGAUAAACAAAGACGGCAAAAGUCAAAUCAUGAAUUGACAGUGCUGGAAAAACACGUUAAUAUUGAAAAGGCUCAACAGUAUUUUGCAGACAGUGGAAUCUUAGGUACAACAAGCCACUCUUGUGAGUUAAUACGGAAAACAUCAAAAAUUCAUCUUGAUCCAAGCUUGCAGAAACAGAUACGUAAGACCUCGUUGAGUUUGCGUUCAAAAACUUCCAUGGGGACUUGUCUAAUAUUAUCAAGAUUAACGAAUUGUAAAACAACUGAAAGCUCAAUUGAUAAGAGAAUACUAAAUAUUAAGUCACAGGUUUGUGUGUUAAAAGAAGAAAUGGCUAUUGGGGAAACAAAAUUUUUAACACUUCGUGUAGAAGCUAAUAAAUUGAAGAAAGCCCUGCAAGAAGUUAUGCACACAGCUUUAACUUGUGAUUACGAUUCGAAUAAUUUGUUCUUGGAGAAUCGCAAUCGAUGUGUUUUCUGCCAAGAUGUUAGUGCUGUGCAAUGGGGGCCAAUGAAACUCUGAGCGAUAACCCGUUCGAGAUGUUUUAAAUGAAUAAUAUUAAGAUAAUAGAUAAUAUGUAAAAAACUACAAGUGAUUGUCAUUGU